Selaginella moellendorffii is the source of this 5116-nucleotide messenger RNA. RefSeq names its product WD repeat-containing protein 62. Gene Ontology annotation, biological process: mitotic spindle organization; regulation of mitotic cell cycle. Lineage: Eukaryota; Viridiplantae; Streptophyta; Lycopodiopsida; Selaginellales; Selaginellaceae. Gene Ontology annotation, cellular component: mitotic spindle. The coding region runs from base 113 to 4231 and encodes 1372 amino acids. Gene Ontology annotation, molecular function: protein binding. The record is from RefSeq and is a predicted model, not a curated record. The transcript is spliced from 23 exons.
UUCUUUGCUCAGCGGCGUGCUAGGGCAUUGCCAUUGGUGCUCUAUGAUCUCGCCAAGCUCGCCUUGAGAUCUUUCGCCUUGGUCGCUCAGCACUGGAUUAGUUCUUCCGGGAAUGAGGCUGCUCCGGCGGAAGAUCAAGAAGACAGACGCCAAUGGCAGGAUCGAGCUGGAGCGAGUCAUUGGACUGACUGUGACGAAUGCGAGCGGUCUAGCGACCAAUGCAGCUACUGGCGAGGUCGCCUACAUUGCUGGAUGCGUGGUCGUGAUCUACAACCCCAAGACGAACACGCAGUCGCGGUUUUUGAUCGCCAACAGGACUCCAAAGGCAGUGUCAUGCGUCGCCUACUCUUACCACGGGGGAAAACUCGUCGCUGCUGGAGAGUCGGGGCACCAACCUGCUGUAAUUAUCUGGGAUUCUAUCAGUGGACAAUGCAUGAUCGAGCUCAAAACCCACAAGAUUGGGAUUUCUUGUGUCGAGUUUUCUCCCAAUGGGAGGCACAUUGUAUCUGUUGGAGUUCCACACGACGGAUUUCUCUGUCUCUGGGAAUGGAGAAGCGGGACACUGCUUUCUAAAACUCGAACGAGUACAGUCUCAUCUCCUGUAUCAUCGGUCCACUAUGCGUCCGACGGGAGCUUCUUCAUAACAGCUGGUAUCAAGCAUCUCCGGCAAUGGUCAGUAGUACAAGGCGGACGAGCUCGCCCGACGGCUGCAAACGGCUCCACACUCGAAGGCAAAGCUAUCAACCUGGGUAGCCAGAAGGAUGGUUCCUUCGUGUCGAUCUCAUCGUCGAAAGAUCCAGCGGCGCAGUCUGCUAAUAUACAUCCCAUAUACGUCCUGACAAAUGCAGGUAUCUUGUGUCUUCUACACUUGGGAAUAGCUGUCGAGAAGUGGGUCGAUCUCAAGGUUCGCCGUGGCUUUGACUUGGCUGUGUCGGAAACACAUGUAGCUUGCGCCUGUAGCGAUGGAAUCGUGAGAUUGUUCGCGCUUGGGACUCUUGCAUAUGCUGCUACACUUCCACGGCCGGCACCAUAUGGAUAUCAUGGGCUUACAGACUCCAACAUGUGCACUGCUCUCUCAGUAGGCCGUGUGCAUGGCAUCAAUUUUCCGGACGCUGUCGCCUGCUCUUUCAUUGCCAGUGGUGACAGAAUUGCUGUUGUCUAUGGAGAUCAUAGUCUCUACGUAUGGGACGUCCGCGAUUUUUCUAAGAUUUCUCGAUGUCGGACGUUCCUCGGUCACGCGAGUUGCAUUUGGGAUGUCACCUCCGUUCCUCAGUUUCACGCUCUCAAGUCAAAUGCUGGCAAGGAAAAUGUCGUAGGCGGUGAAUGCUUCGCGACAUGCUCAGCGGAUGGGAGUAUUCGUUUGUGGAAUGUUGGCCCGGAUAAGGACGUAUCUCAGGCAGUUGCUUCAAAAUCAGCAAAUGUUUAUUGCAAAGACAUUCUUGGAGUUCUAUACACUGAUGUGAAGGACAUCUUAAGGCCUUCUGAGCAGGAUGUUGAUUCUCAGGAUUCUUCUCAAGGAUUUCGAGCUAUAAGCGUGAGCGCCGAUGGGAAGUAUUUGGCGUCAGGAGACCGCUCCGGCAACCUCCGUGUCUACGACCUGAUGACUUUUGAAAUGGUUUCAUUCCAGGAAGCACAUGACGCCGAAAUUUUGUCGUUAAGUUUCAGUGCUGGAUUUCAAACAAGAUCGGAAGAACAAAUGCCGCUUCUAGCAUCUGGAGGAAGAGACCGUUUAGUUCACAUGUACGACGUUAAUCGAAAUUUUGAAGUCAUAGAAACUUUGGAUGAUCAUUCCGCGUCUAUCACUGGAGUAAAGUUUGCUUGUGGAGGGACAAGAUUACUUAGCUGCAGCGCCGAUAAAUCAGUUGUUUUCCGUCACAUUGAAUCGAAGGACGGUUGCACAAGAAGUUCGCGCUAUCAUCAAGAAGUUGCUCUGCGUGGUACGAUAUACGACAUGGAUUUACAUCCCAAUGAGAAGUUCGUGGUCACGGCGGAACAGGACAAGAAAGUGAACAUUCUGAAUCUGACUACUGGAAAACCAGUGAGAAAUAUUAAACCUGAAUCCGACUUCGGUGAACCAAUCAAGGUUAGAGUUGACCCUAGCGGCACCUUUGUACUAUGUUCGCACUCGGAUAAGUGUAUAAGGCUUUAUGAUUUUGCAAGCGGCGAAUUACUAACGCAUGCAUCGGGACAUGCUGAAGUAAUUACUGGCAUGUCUUGGCUACCCGACUGCAAGCAUUUGAUUUCAGUCAGUGGUGACAGCUGCAUUUUCAUCUGGAAGCUUCCUCCAAUCAUGUCUCGGACUAUGAGAAGAAAAUUGAUCUCUCAAGCAGAAGCUCAACCGCCGCCAAGAUAUUUGAAGUCUGCACUGAAGCGGUCACAGAUAGGUCGCUUGAGAACAAGCAAAACAUCAUUGAUCAGGUUGUCCCUCGUGGAUUCAGCUCAGGAAAAUCCAGCACUUGCAACAAACGAGGAACCUUCUUUUAAAUUCAGCGUCUCAAAGCUGCCAUCUUGGGCGCAGUCGAAGGUGGAGGAAGAGAACAGUGAAAGCUCAAAAAGAACCACUGCGGAUAAUCCAGAAGAAAAUGCUCAAUCUGCAGAGUCACGAUGGGUCGAGAGAGUCGGAAAUCACGGCUACAAGCUUGCAACGGAGGCGGGAGAAGAAACGCCUCCUGCAACCAUUCAUGUGAGCGGAUUUGGUGCCCGCAGACGAUUUUCAGUGGAAAAUAGCGUAACAAAUCAAGACAGCACGCCAGAAAGCUCAUUAAAUUCACAAACUGAUGGGAGCCCCAUGUCUAGUCCUAGAGACCCGCCAAGGAAGGAGACGCAGUGGAAAACUGUGCACACUGUCUUUUUUGAUGAAAUGGACUUUUUGCCAGAUACAGGUCACGGAGAUGAGGCAGCUCACCAUUUUGGUUCUAGAGUCAUUACAACAACUUUUGCUUCGAGUGCGGAAGAACAGGAAGAUGGUUUAGUUGUAUGCCUUCCGGAAUAUGAAGGUCCGAAAUGCGGAGGACUGGGCACUUUUGAAGAAACAGUUAUGUCCACGCCCAGAAAAGAUGGUGGCAACCAUGCUUUGGACAAUGGGAAAAAUGCCGGCGACCAGAUUGUCGGCAUAGACAGUGGGAGAGAUGAAGUUAAAAACUGCAGUAGCUCGCCAAUGGACUGUAAUGUCUCUCCUGGCGACGACACUGAUGGCUGGGACGAAAAUUCUAGUCCACGCAGGGAUCUUUUCAGUGCUCAUUUCGACAAGCUCACAUCGGCUGCCAAGGCUAACUCUUCAACUCGAAGUAGUCUAUCUGCACGGUUUUUUGCUCGGACAACUAGAACACCUAUUGUACAAAAUCAGGAUGCUCUAUUAGAGGACGAUGACGUCACUAGUAACCCAGGUUGCUUAUUGGCAGCUGAGCGUGAGCGUCUGAAGCUUCAAGAGCGUCAGGAUAAAAUGGCUUCGGAGGUUCAACGCAUGCGUGAACGUUUAGUAAAUCUCGGGAUGGCUGUGUGCGAAGGUGGCAAAGCGGAGAAGAGGCCUUUGGAAGAUACCACUAACCAAAGCACUCCAACUAAGCACUUGAGCAGUAACAACUACGAACCAGAAGAAACAACACAACCAGAUGAUUAUAAAAUGCGUCCAUUAGAUGCACCCAAGAGACCUAUGGUUGAAGCUGAGGAUGUCUCUUGCGGAACUGCAUCCACUAUUGAGUCCGCUCCUUCAUCUCCUGGAAACUUGGCUGAUAUGUGCACGAGUCCACAGAAAAUGAUGGAAGCGGUACCCGAAUUUGGCGGAUGCCUACCACGACCAGAGUGUGAAUAUGUUGCUGCUUUGGAAGAUCUGGAACGGGCUGCUGAGCGAGCGACAAGCCUGUUUUCCGAGCUGCAAGAGUUUCCGGUGGACAACUUUGGCGUUUCGAACUUGGACUUGGCGGCAAGACUUACUCAGUCUUAUCAAAGCGUACUCCCUGACGCUUUGCAGAAGAUUCAGAACCUUGCAAACCAGCUAUCUACUCGCGGUAUUUUGACAGCCACUAGUGAAAGAGCAGCCGAUACUCCAACCUCAGACAACGGGCUUUUAUCAAGGCCAAACACUGCUGCUUCACUUGGUGCUUCUGAUGUAGCUCGUUCUUCAGUUGACAUAGAAGGCCUUUUAGAGCGUUAUUCAACCAGGUUCUCGGAGAAUUUAGCACACCAAGUACUGGCGUUGGUGCAGAAGGGAUUGGGCACUGAAACCAAGUGAAACAUAGAUUCUAGCCUGUAAGUUCGGUAGUACCAUCGAACUGCUGAGUCGACGUUAACCGAAACUGAUUGUCUUGUUCUGUUUCUGUUCUUCGAGGAAACCGUAGAGGUAGUUCGUAACUUAUCAGUUUCGUUUUCUUCUUUUCGCAGGCCACAGCGUCUUCAGGAAGUACACUCCAGAUUCGAUAUGGGACCACAUUUUUCACCUCAGCAACGAAAAACUAACGAGAGGUAUAGACGAGACUUUGUUUUUUCUCACGCUUCACAGGUUGGUGGAGAAGCUUCUUUCGGAGAUAACAAAUGUGAAAGACAUCCCCGAGUGAUAUGCGCUCGAAGUUCUUGCCACGGACUCCAACUUUUCGCACAGGAUGAUUUCGUGCGCAUACACUUUCAAUAUCGUGCAAGACUAAGAAUGAAAUUGAGCCAAGUACGUGGAAUCGCUCUUUGGAUCAAGCAAAGAAACUAGAGCUCCAACGAGCAGUGCUACUCACUUAAGCUACGAUCUUUCAGUGGAUUGGAGCAUCAAUUCGCCCGAGAAAGAGACACGGACAAAGAGCCCAAGAGGCUGUCCAUGUGACGCGUUGACACCGCAGGAGAAGCGCUCGUUCUUUCAACUUAAACAAAGCGCGACACUACUACUAAGAUAAGGAGGCGAGAAAUCGGAGAGAUCGAAGAAAUCCAAAACAAAGGAAUCGUCGCUCGGCUGCUCGCUGCUGGGUGGAAGAUGAUGUCAGGAAAGUUUGGUGUUUCUGGACGCUCGAUUUUUUCCAUUCCAUCUCUCAAAAAUUUCCUCGCGUUUUGUUUGUCCUCUGCGAGUGAUGUAGUCAAUUGGACUGGAGAAAAUCAAACAAGGAAACACAAGGAGGGAAUCUUUUGGACUGGAAAA